AUGACUAUCCAGGCCCAACCACUCUUCAGCUCGCUUGCUGGUGUCCAGGUAUUGGCUCCAGUCUCCAAGACUCCAGAAUAUGAGCCCUCUACCACUACCCAGGCAGACAUUUUGACCAAAUCAGCCUUGUCUUUUGUAGUUCUUCUUCACCGUUCUUUCAAUUCCACUAGGAAACAGCUCUUGGAAAACAGACAACUUGUUCAGGAACAACUUGACCAGGGCAUUCCACUUCUGUUUCUCCAGGACGAAACCAUGACAAAGGUCAGAAAUGACCCAACCUGGCAGGGAGCCUUUCCUGCUCCAGGUUUGACCGAUAGAAGAACAGAAAUCACCGGUCCUCCGGAGCGUAAGAUGAUAGUCAAUGCUCUCAACACACCUGUCAAGACCUACAUGAGUGACUUCGAAGACUCAUCUGCUCCUACUUGGGCCAAUGUCAUCACUGGCCAAGUCAACUUGUACGAUGCUGUCAGACACCAGAUUGACUUCGUUAGUAAGGACAAUGGUAAAGCAUAUAGAGUCAACCAGUCCCAACAGUUUCUGACUCCCACACUUCUUGUACGUCCCAGAGGCUGGCACAUGGUUGAUAAGCACAUCUUAGUAGAUGGAGAGCCUGUGAGUGCCUCGAUUUUGGAUUUUGGCUUAUACUUCUUCCAUAAUGCUCACGAGCUCAUCAACCAGGGUAGGGGUCCAUACUUCUACUUGCCGAAGAUGGAGCACCAUUUGGAAGCUAAGCUCUGGAACGACGUCUUCAACGUAGCCCAGGACUCAUUGGCCGUUUCUAGGGGUACCAUCAGAGCUACCGUUCUCAUUGAAACAUUACCUGCUGCCUAUCAGAUGGAAGAAAUCAUUUUCCAAUUGAGAAACCAUUCGGCAGGAUUGAACUGUGGAAGAUGGGACUACAUAUUUUCAACUAUCAAGAGAUUACGUAACGACCCCUCUAAAAUCUUACCCGACAGAGACCAGGUUACAAUGACGGUUCCUUUUAUGAAAGCCUACUGUGAGCGUUUGAUAAACAUCUGCCACCGUAGACAAGUCCAUGCUAUGGGAGGCAUGGCAGCUCAGAUCCCUAUAAAGAAUGAUCCUGAAGCCAACAAAGUUGCUAUUUCCAAAGUCAAAAAUGAUAAGCUCAGAGAAGCUACAAUGAAUUACGACGGAACUUGGGUGGCUCAUCCUGCUUUGGCACCAAUUGCCAACGACGUCUUCAACGAGCAUAUGCCCACUCCUAACCAGAUCCACAUUGUUCCCGAUGAAGAUGUCUCGGAAGCCGAUUUGUCCAACACAGCCAUUGCUGGAGGCAAGAUCACAACCGAGGGUAUUCGUAAGAAUCUCUUCAUUGCCCUAAGCUACAUUGAAUCGUGGCUCAGAGGUGUGGGAUGUGUUCCUAUUAACAACUUAAUGGAAGACGCUGCUACAGCUGAAGUGUCUCGUUUGCAAUUAUAUUCGUGGGUGUUGCACCUGGUAAAGAUGGAAGACUCUAACAAGACUGUGACCCCCGACUUAAUGAGCCUGAUAUUAGAGGAAGAAGUCGAAAAACUCACUGAACAAUUUGGCUCUAAGGGCCGCAAGUUUAAAGAGGCAGCCAGAUACCUUGAGCCAGAAAUCACUGGCAAGUCUGUGUCGGAGUUCUUAACAACCUUGAUCUAUGACUCUGUAGUUACUGUUGGCAAGCCAAUCGACUUGGAAGCCUUGAAGGACUAG
Messenger RNA from Scheffersomyces stipitis CBS 6054, 1698 nucleotides. It is a transcript of the gene MLS1.2, whose product is annotated as malate synthase. Gene Ontology annotation, cellular component: cytoplasm; peroxisomal matrix. Gene Ontology annotation, biological process: glyoxylate cycle. NCBI's taxonomy places the organism in Eukaryota, Fungi, Ascomycota, Pichiomycetes, Serinales, Debaryomycetaceae. The transcript has a single exon. Bases 1 to 1698 code for a protein of 565 amino acids. The record is from RefSeq and is a predicted model, not a curated record. Gene Ontology annotation, molecular function: malate synthase activity.